Messenger RNA from Monopterus albus (swamp eel), 1542 nucleotides. It is a transcript of the gene fibcd1a, whose product is annotated as fibrinogen C domain containing 1a. The transcript has 9 exons. The coding region runs from base 62 to 1462 and encodes 466 amino acids. The record is from RefSeq and is a predicted model, not a curated record. NCBI's taxonomy places the organism in Eukaryota, Metazoa, Chordata, Actinopteri, Synbranchiformes, Synbranchidae.
UUUCAUUUUUCUUUUUCUUCAGCAGACGUUUGUGGUUGUCUGCAGCCAGAAGACAGCCAGGAUGUCACUGAAUGAUCGGUGGACCAUCAUGAAUAACAGCAGCUCGGAGCUCGACAGCAAACGACCAAGCAAACAGAAGAGAUGCUGCCACUUCCUGUUAUGGUCUGUUGUCGUGGUGGUCAUCAUAGUAGUCGCUGUCACGGCCACAGUCACCAUCCUGUAUCUAAACCAGUAUCCUCUGCCCUUCAUCAGCAGGGGUGGAGUAUCCUCCUCAUCCUCACCUGUAAUCUCAACCAAUCCCAAAGAGUCUGGCGCUUUGGUGACCGUGUCUCGUGUCACUGCUGGAGAACCAGUCAGCAUCUUUCUGGACCCAAACUGUCCAGAUUACAGUGAACACUUCCUGCGGUGGGAGGCACUGCAGAGCUCUGUGCUGCGAGCACUGACUAAUUACAAUGCAGAUGACUGGCAGGAGAGGGGAUUGGUCCAGAAGGUGGCAGAGGAGCUGAAGGUGCUGGUAGGUCAUGCCCACAGCCUGAGGCUGGAAGCUGAUUCCCUGAAAAGAGGUCAAGGUAUUCUGGACCAACGGCUGAAUGGACUGCAGAGCGAGCAGAGCCACAUCAUCCAGGUAUUGUCUGACAGUCCCUCAGGUGUGUUGAAUUUGGCUGCAGUUUUCAGCGAUUCUCUGCUCAGCCUGAAGAGAGAGAUAGAGAGUCUGAGGAGAAUGAAGGGUGACCUGCAGAAAGAUGAUCACUUCAAAGCGAUCAGACCCAGACACUGCAGUGAUGUCAUGGCAUCUGGUGUCUCUCAGGAUGGAGUUUAUUCUGUGUUCCCAACUCACACCCCCAACGGCUUCAUGGUCUACUGUGACAUGGCCACAGACGGAGGCGGCUGGACGGUGAUCCAGAGGAGGGUGGACGGCUCAGUGAAUUUCUUCCGAGGAUGGGAGGCGUACAGAGAUGGCUUUGGACUAACGACAGGAGAGCACUGGCUGGGUUUGCAGAGGAUCUACUCUCUGACCAGGUCGGGUGGUUUUCAGUUACGUAUCGACAUGGCCGACUUUGAUAACGCCACAGCCUUUGCUUGUUAUGCAGAUUUCUCUGUCGGUCGGAACUCAGUGAACCCGGAGGAGGAUGGGUACCCACUGACUGUGGACCAGUACUCAGGGACUGCAGGUGAUUCCCUUCUGAAGCACUCUGGGAUGCGGUUCACCACCAAAGACCAAGACCAGGACCAGUCUGAGAACAACUGUGCAGUGUACUACCAGGGGGCAUGGUGGUACCGUAACUGCCACACUUCCAACCUGAAUGGGCAGUACCUGAGAGGAGGUCACGCCUCCUACGCUGAUGGGAUUGAGUGGUCCAGCUGGACCGGCUGGCAGUACUCGCUCAGGUUCACUGAGAUGAAGAUAAGGCCCAAUGCCAAGCCAGACUCCCGAUCCCCUGACCCUAAACCUGACCUCUGACCUAAACAAGCCUCCCGACCCAGAGACCACUAAUCUGAAACGUGACCUUUUUCAUGUCAUAAGGAAUCUGCUCAGUAACU